Molecule: messenger RNA, 2072 nt
Organism: Xiphias gladius (swordfish)
Lineage: Eukaryota; Metazoa; Chordata; Actinopteri; Istiophoriformes; Xiphiidae
Gene: smap1
Product: small ArfGAP 1
Exons: 12
Coding region: 179-1438 (419 amino acids)
Biological process (GO): regulation of clathrin-dependent endocytosis
Molecular function (GO): GTPase activator activity; metal ion binding
Source: RefSeq, a predicted model, not a curated record
CAGCAGGGAUGAUGCUGCUUUGGAUCCAUAUUACCUUACUAGCAGGUUGCAAGCUAACUGAAUACGGGCGGUACAGUGCUGCUUCACGGGGAUGUCCCACCCUUUUUAAUACAAGCUGAGGACUCCGUGGCUUUUAUCGGCUCUACACAAGCAGGACUAACUCCCAAACUUUGGCGACAUGACGACGAGGUCAGAGAGAGAAAAAGCCCAGAAACUGAAUGAGCAGCAUCAGGCCAUUCUGUCUAAACUGCUGAGAGAAGAAGACAACAAGUACUGUGCUGACUGUGAGGCAAAAGGACCGCGAUGGGCAUCAUGGAACCUCGGGGUGUUCAUGUGUAUCCGCUGUGCUGGCAUCCACCGCAACCUGGGCGUCCACAUCUCCAGAGUCAAAUCUGUCAAUCUGGACCAGUGGACACCUGAGCAGAUCCAGAGCAUGGUGGACAUGGGAAACACCAGGGCCAGACAGCUGUAUGAAGCCCACUUACCAGAGAACUUCAGACGGCCACAAACAGACCAAGCAGUGGAGGUCUUCAUCCGGGAUAAGUACGAGAGAAAAAAAUACUUCAACAAGGAAGCCCUGGUCACGAAUCCACAGAAGUCAUCUGAAGCUGCUCAUCCCUCCACCUCACCUACUUUCCAGGCUGACAGGAGCAGACAGGAGCAGUCACAGUGCAGAGCCAGUCCGAAGAAAAACGGAGAGCCAGCUGUGGACUUGCUGGGCUUGGAUGCUCCAGAGGGUGGUGGGAAGAGCUUGGGUGGUGCUGCACCAAUCAGCGAUGAACUGGACAUCUUUGGACCAAUGGUCUCCAACCCUCUCCCCUCAGCCAACAACACACAGCAGGCUCAGUCUAGUUCCAGUACAUCACCUCCGCAGGUGGACCCCUCCACCUCCUCCUCUGCCUCCUCCUCGACCUCCACCACUACCACCACGAAGGCGGAGGAGAAGAAGCUUUUAUCUAAAGACUCCAUUCUGUCUCUCUAUGCCAGCAGCUCAGUGGGCAGUCAGCCGCAGAGCCAGCAACAGCCUGCUCCAGGACAAGCAGGUAUGUACAUGGGCCAGCCUCAAAUGCAGUUCACCCCUGGAAUGGGCGGAGCCGUCCCACCCACCACCUUGAUGGGUGGAGGGGCCAUGAUGUCCGGGAUGGCUCUGCCCAAUGGGGGCUACAUGGGCAUACAGCAGCAGGGCAUGAUGGCAGCCAACCAAGGACAGAACAUGUACAAUAUGCAGCAGGGACAGCAGCAAGGACAGUGGAAUAUGAACCAGGUGACCCAGCAGAUGUCAGGUAUGGCUAUGAGCGGUGGAGGGCAGACAUCAGGCACUUUCGGCCAGUCAGGCGCCCCUGCAGCCGGUUGGCCCACGGCUCCACCGACAGCUUCUGGCCAGACCCUCAGCACUCAGCUGUGGAAAUCAUUGUCGGGGAACAGCAGAGAUAAGUGAACUAACAUUUCACUUCCAACUACAGGUACAAGAGAAGCACAGUUAGUCAUGAGCAAAUAAACCUGGACGACCAAUCAGAGGGCUAGACUGGCAGGACGAGGACAAUGAGGAGGAACCGGACUGGACAGUGCUGCAGAAAAAGGGACCUGUAUGAAAACUCUGGAUGGGUCCCAUCUUCACUGUCCAGUCCUUGUUUAUUGGGAGUAAGAACACAGGAGCAAGAGAAGAAAUAAAGAAAACAAACAUAUGCACACAAAGCUACGAUCACACUGCCGAGCGCCAAUGCAGAGAUUCAUGUCUGUAUAAAAAGGGUCCCUCUGCCAUGCAAUAACUGUAGCACUCUGUUACACACAUGGUUAGUGUGAACAACACACAGACAUACUCAUAAAUCAAUUCCUCCAGGUUUAUUUCCAAUAUGUUUACAUUUUCUGGUGCCUAAUACAGAAAAAAAAAAGUGGCUUCCUUGCAUUAAAAAAAAUAAACAACAAGAAUUUUUUUCUGUGUUCAUCUUUGUCCAAUGACUCUUUUAACUGUAAAAGUACCGUUUUAUCUUCUCGGAAUUUUGUUUGCUCCUUUUUUGCUCUUCCAGGUUUUAUAGGAGGGUCAUUUGGAAUAAAGGCUGUUGAAUCCUGGA